Molecule: messenger RNA, 5744 nt
Organism: Antechinus flavipes (yellow-footed antechinus)
Lineage: Eukaryota; Metazoa; Chordata; Mammalia; Dasyuromorphia; Dasyuridae
Gene: KIF5A
Product: kinesin family member 5A
Exons: 29
Coding region: 290-3388 (1032 amino acids)
Biological process (GO): microtubule-based movement
Molecular function (GO): ATP binding; microtubule binding; microtubule motor activity
Source: RefSeq, a predicted model, not a curated record
AACUCUAGCAACCCCGCAGAGUAGAGCUGCAGCGGGAGGGGCUGAGGCAGAGAGGAAAGAGAAAACCGGAGACGAAGCUGAGGGGGUUUUCUCUAAAAAUCUCUAGUGCCACCACAGAGACCUUCCCCAGUUUCUCUCCCUUCAUCAGCCUUCCUCUUCCUUCUCCAUAUAGCAUCAGUCCAAGAGAUUGAGUCCCUUCUGUUCCCUCGUCUGCCUCUGCUAAGCUCCCCAAGCCUCUCUCCAAAGCGCCCCCACACCAUCACCACCACCACCACCACCGGUCAUCACCAUGGCGGAGACCAACAAUGAAUGCAGCAUCAAGGUGCUCUGUCGAUUCAGACCCCUGAACCAGUCGGAGAUUCUUCGGGGUGACAAAUUUAUCCCUCUUUUUCAAGGGGAUGACAGCGUCAUUAUUGGGGGCAAGCCGUAUGUGUUUGACCGAGUAUUCCCUCCAAAUACAACACAGGAACAAGUUUAUCAUGCAUGUGCUAUGCAAAUUGUCAAAGAUGUUCUUGCUGGUUACAAUGGCACUAUUUUUGCUUAUGGACAAACCUCAUCAGGAAAGACACACACUAUGGAGGGGAAGUUGCAUGAUCCUCAGCUCAUGGGAAUCAUUCCUCGAAUUGCCCGUGACAUCUUCAAUCAUAUCUAUUCCAUGGAUGAGAACCUUGAGUUUCACAUCAAGGUUUCUUACUUUGAGAUUUAUCUGGAUAAAAUUCGUGACCUGCUGGAUGUGACCAAGACAAAUCUCUCUGUGCAUGAAGAUAAGAACCGGGUGCCAUUUGUCAAGGGUUGCACUGAGCGCUUUGUGUCUAGUCCAGAAGAAAUUUUGGAUGUUAUUGAUGAGGGGAAAUCAAAUCGCCAUGUGGCAGUUACUAACAUGAAUGAGCACAGCUCCCGAAGUCACAGCAUUUUCCUUAUCAACAUCAAGCAAGAAAAUGUGGAGACUGAGCAAAAGCUCAGUGGGAAGCUCUAUCUAGUGGACCUGGCAGGAAGUGAGAAGGUCAGCAAAACAGGGGCAGAGGGAGCUGUGUUGGAUGAAGCAAAGAAUAUCAACAAGUCUUUGUCAGCAUUGGGGAAUGUGAUCUCUGCCCUGGCUGAAGGCACAAAAAGCUACGUUCCAUAUCGUGACAGCAAAAUGACUAGGAUCCUUCAGGACUCUUUGGGAGGGAACUGUAGGACAACCAUGUUUAUCUGUUGCUCACCAUCCAGUUACAAUGAUGCUGAGACCAAAUCUACUCUUAUGUUUGGACAGAGGGCAAAGACCAUCAAGAACACUGCUUCAGUAAAUCUGGAACUGACGGCUGAGCAAUGGAAGAAGAAAUAUGAAAAAGAGAAGGAGAAGACAAAGGCACAAAAAGAGACAAUUGCUAAGCUGGAAGCUGAGCUGAGUCGGUGGCGAAAUGGGGAGAAUGUGCCAGAGACUGAGCGUCUGGGUGGGGAAGGAACAACUUCUGGAGGGGAACUCUGUGAGGAGACACCUGUGAAUGACAACUCAUCCAUUGUGGUUCGAAUAGCGCCUGAGGAAAGACAGAAAUAUGAAGAAGAGAUAAGGCGUCUUUACAAGCAGCUAGAUGAUAAGGAUGAUGAGAUUAAUCAGCAGAGUCAACUGAUGGAAAAACUUAAGCAACAAAUGUUGGACCAGGAAGAGCUGUUGGUGUCCACAAGAGGUGAUAAUGAGAAGGUUCAGCAGGAGCUGAGUCAUCUGCAGUCAGAGAAUGAUGCAGCCAAGGAUGAAGUGAAGGAGGUGUUGCAAGCACUAGAAGAAUUGGCAGUCAACUAUGAUCAAAAAUCACAGGAAGUUGAGGAAAAGAGUCAGCAGAACCAGCUACUGAUGGAUGAACUGUCACAAAAGGUGGCUACUAUGCUGUCUUUGGAGUCUGAGCUGCAGAGGAUACAAGAAGUCAGUGGUCAUCAGAGAAAGAGAAUUGCUGAAGUCCUUAAUGGACUAAUGAAGGAUCUGAGUGAAUUCAGUGUCAUUGUGGGUAAUGGGGAAAUCAAGCUGCCAGUGGAGAUAAGUGGAGCAAUUGAAGAAGAAUUCACGGUGGCCCGACUCUAUAUCAGUAAGAUCAAGUCAGAAGUCAAGUCUGUGGUUAAGCGGUGCCGGCAGCUGGAGAAUCUACAGGUUGAAUGUCACCGAAAAAUGGAGGUGACUGGGCGAGAGCUCUCUUCCUGUCAGCUGCUCAUCUCCCAGCAUGAGGCCAAAAUCCGAUCCCUGACUGAAUACAUGCAAAGUGUGGAACUGAAGAAGAGGCAUCUUGAAGAGUCCUAUGAUUCCUUGAGCGAUGAGCUUGCUAAAUUACAGGCUCAGGAAACUGUGAAUGAAGUAGCCUUGAAGGACAAGGAACCAGAUACCCAGGAUGCUGAUGAGGUGAAGAAGGCACUGGAACUGCAGAUGGAGAACCAUCGUGAGGCCCAUCAUCGGCAGCUGGCUCGGCUUCGGGAUGAGAUCAACGAGAAGCAGAAAAUCAUUGAUGAACUUAAGGACCUAAAUCAGAAGCUACAGCUGGAGCUAGAAAAACUACAGGCUGACUAUGAGAAACUCAAGAAUGAGGAGCAUGAGAAGAGCAGUAAACUACAGGAGCUGACAUUUCUCUAUGAGCGACAGGAGCAGUCCAAGCAGGACCUCAAAGGGCUGGAGGAGACUGUUGCCCGGGAACUCCAGACCCUCCACAACCUUCGCAAGCUGUUCGUUCAAGACGUCACGACUCGAGUCAAGAAAAGUGCAGAAAUGGAACCCGAAGACAGUGGGGGGAUUCACUCCCAGAAACAGAAGAUUUCCUUUCUUGAGAACAACCUGGAACAGCUUACAAAGGUUCACAAACAGCUGGUUCGUGACAAUGCAGAUCUGCGCUGUGAGCUUCCUAAGCUGGAGAAACGACUUAGGGCUACGGCUGAGAGAGUUAAGGCCCUGGAGGGCGCAUUGAAGGAAGCAAAAGAAGGUGCUAUGAAAGACAAGCGCAGAUACCAGCAAGAGGUAGACAGAAUCAAGGAAGCUGUGCGCUACAAGAAUGCUGGCAAGCGAAACCACUCUGCUCAGAUUGCCAAACCAGUCCGGCCUGGCCAUUAUCCAGUGUCUUCACCCACCAAUCCCUAUGGCACCAGGAGCCCUGAAUGCAUCAGUUACACAAACAAUCUUUUCCAGAACUAUCAGAAUUUGUAUCUGCAGGCUGCACCUACUGCUACUUCGGAUAUGUACUUUGGUAACUCCUUUGCCAGUGGUGGAACCUCCUCCUCCAGUGGUAAUCUGGCUUCCUACCAGAAGCUAAAUAUGGAUAAUGGAAAUGCUACAGACAUCAAUGACAACAGGAGUGACCUGCCCUGUGGCUGCGAAGCUGAUGAACAGGCUAAGCUUUUCCCCCUUCAUCAAGAGACAGCAGCCAGCUAAUCCUCCCCUAUGAACUGAUACAUACCUGCACUUUGAGUUUCUAAGAGGGAUUGAGGCCUCUCCUCUCAGCAUGCUGCAAACCUGUGGUCUCUGAUUACUAACCCCUUUCCCCAAUCCUCGUUGUUCAAUUGUAUCAUGUCAUUGAUGUCUUUCUCUUGUUCUCUGUAUAUCUCUGUGUACUGUAUAUCAAAACUGCUGCUAUGUCUUUUUUUCCCACUGUCUUACUCUUGAAGGUAUCUAAUGAUGUAUCUAGCAACUUUUUAUGCAUAGUUUACCCCACUCGUUUGGGGUAGUAAGGAGGAAGGUGAAGAUUUCUUCUCUCUCAUGUAUUUAUCUUUCACAUUGAGUGGUAUUAAUCACUAAGUCAGGGUCACUGGUAAAGAGGUCAAAUGGUAAAGAAGGAACAAAGGAAGCUAAAGGCCCAUGGCCUUGCUUAUUUAAAAACAAAAACAAAGCCUUAAGUUGAAGAAUGUUUUGGCUUUAUAACAAGUUACAGAAACACUCUUUCUCCCCCACAGAUUUAUUGAGCAGGGGUGGCUAGAAUUCCUAUCUUCUGAGGAUUCCAGAUAUUUACCUCUGUCCUCCAAGAUUUAUCUUUUCUUCUUAUUGUUCUCUGGAUACUAAAACCAUGAGUGGCUGAAAUCAUUCUUCUCCUUUAUUUCUGCCUUUUGACAUGCCACCUCAUAGUUUCUGCUUAGAAUUCCCAGAGCUACACUGUAGUGAUAGAGAAGCUGGGAACUUAAUUCUUUUGACCUUUCUCCAGAGAACCUGGCAAAUAACUGCUUGUUCUUUUUUUAAAACUGUAGUGGAUAGCAAAUAGGCAAAUGGCAGUUGAUGUUGUUUGUCUUGAAUUUCUCCCAGCAUAAUGGAGUAAACAGGCAGGGAAAUUUCUUGCACUUAUUUGCAACACUGAUCUCAAGAUGUAGAGGAGGUGAGCUGGACCCUUUUCUCUUUGUUCCAUAUUAUGCUGCUUUGUCCUCUCAUCUCUUCUUCCCUGCCCCAGCCUUGGUUUAGGGUUUUCUAGUUGUCAGAAAAAUGACUCUCUAGAUUUAUUCCUGCCAAGCUGGGGGCAACAAUCUCCAAAUUUCUAUUUUCUGUUUCUUCAGCAAAAAUCCUUCUCAAAGAGUGCACUUUAAGGAAGAAGGGAGGAGAAAAAAAUUUUUUAAGGAAGUAGAGUUUCAAUACUUAAUAUCUAGAAGCUCCAACUAUACCCUCCCUUAGCCCAAAAAAGCAACAGCCACUGGGUAGAAGAAAUGGUUAGAAUUUUGGUUUGGUUUUGAUCUAACUCUUUCUUCUAUCCAACUCUGCCUAUGUUCAAGAGGUUUUGUGAAUAAGUGCAAGACUGGAGAACUUAGACCACAGACUAGAAAGAAAACCGGAUUUCUCCUUUUCUCUUAAGGAACACUAGAAUAAUUUAGAAACUUGUAAAUGCAAAUCUUAUCUGUGAGGCUAUUUUAGUGCCUAACAUCUAUUCUUUCAACUUUUAAGGGAGGCUUGGCGAGGAAUCCAAGGAAGAAAAUGGGUAUAUCUGCCCUAUAGACAGGAUAGAAAUGUCUUCCUAAAACUAUCUUAAGGCAUAAAUCCAGGAUAGAAAGAAUUAACAUUUCUCAAACAAAACAGCUACAUCCCUAGAACUAAUCUUUCUCAAGGAAAAAAACAAACACAUUCUCACCUCUAUCAGUUACUCCGUAGACCUAAAUAUCCCCCACCCCCAGAAAUUCCUAUCUUUGAAGCAAAACAAAACAAAACAAAACAAAAAACUGGAGUGGGGAAGAGAUCAUCCAUAUCCAUACCUUUUAAGAUUAUAGAAUUUACCAGACUCUAAUGAGAACUAAGAUCGGAUAAGACAGUCUGCAAGUACCUGAGAGGUAAUAUUGAAAGAAAUCACACACUGAUAAAAAUGAGGGUAAAGUCCCAGAUCAAAUGAAAAACAUCUUUACUAAAGGGAUUUCAUGCCAAUUUUCACUACCAGGGGACCCGAGUCCAGUAUGUUUUAUGUAAUAGUGCCAUUUAAUUAUUCUUUUAAGGAGCAGAUGAGUUGUGAAGGCAUGGUGAGGGGGGGAGGAAGGUGUGCAAAAGGAUUAGUGGGAGAAGGGCUGGGAAUGUAUCACUCACACGCUGUACACACGCACGCAACAGGAAAAAAAAAAUCCUUCCAUGAAGGCCUCAUCCUGCAUCCUCCUCCUCGAGUCAUCUGUCCCUCCCUCUCCUAAAGCCUGGGUCACAGCAUCUGGCUGGCCCACCCACAUCUGCCAAAUGUUGCAUGUCGGAGUGGAAGAAAACACAACACAAACCCCAGUGUCUAUUAAACUACGAGCGGAUAUCUUUAAAAAUAAAAACGGAAACGUUAACCUUU